AAUUUUCCAUUGUUUACGAGAUUGUCUGACGGGUUGCAUUGUUCUUGUUUACGAGCUUGUUUGUGCUUUACAGGUGGAAUUGUCCCUUGUUUACGACCAUAUACGUGUUUUACAGGUGGAAUUGUCCCUUGUUUAUGAGCUUGUUUGUGGUUUGCAGGUGGAACCAUCCAUUGUUCACCAGCUUGUUUGUAUUUGACAGGUGGAGCUAGUACGCCUUAGCGACGACAAAGCGAGAGAGACCGGGGCGUACUGUCUGGAUGGUACCGUACCGGCAUAUUACCUUAUGAGAGGAUUUUCCGGCGGUGAGGAUAAGUGGCGAAUCUUUCUGGAGGGAGGCGGGUACUGUGAGAGCCUUGCCCGCUGUUAUGCCCACAGCUUUACCGAGUUCGGCACGUCCAGAGUUCUCCGGCCUGUCCCUGCCGGCCUCGGGGGAUUCCUGUCCAACAAUCCGGACUUAAAUCCGGAAUUCUACAACUGGAACACAGUGUUUAUACACUACUGCGACGGCUCUAGCUUUACAGGCAACAAACCGGAACCGGUGACCUACAGAGGAAGGACGUUGUAUUUCCGAGGCAGCCGGAUCCUUGACGCCAUCUUGAAUGAGCUCCUCGAGAACAGGGGACUUCAAAACGCAGAACGGGUGAUCCUUGCCGGCAACUCAGCUGGGGGAAUGGCUGUGUUCCGCCAUGCUGAUCACGUGAGAAGUAUGCUGCCGCCACGUGUCCAGUUUGCAGCAUUACCCGGCUCUGCCCUGUUCGCGUGGGAUCCCAGCCUGAUCGAGAGGUUCAUCGUACGUCAUGCAACCCUCCACGGGAUGUUAGAUGGACCAGAUUUCCCAGCAUGCACAGGGGCCUACCCACAGAGUGAGCGCUGGAAGUGUCUCCUACCGCAGUUCGCCGUGACGCAGGUCCAGUCCCCCAUGUUUGUUCUUCACUCUGCCUACGAUUCCUGGGUUCUUCGGAACAUCCUCGGUAUCGACUGUCUUACACAGGCGUGCUUUGAUGUACGCUGGCGGUGGACAACCCUACAACUUCAUAGAUACAAGCUUUGGGGACUAAUCGUUAGGCUUAGCGCCGGACAAGGAGCUUAUAUACCCAGCUGUACCGAUCACUUUCUGCUAGAGAGCACGGCCUGGAAUAGGCUAAACAUGAAUGGUAGAACCCCCAUGGAGGCGUUCGCUGAUUGGCUGUAUGGACGAUCGACGAGGCCAAAGGAGAUAGAGAGUAACACAAACCUUAACCCAACUUGUUAAGAACUUUUCAUCCGAACGACAGUCUCGUUCAUUCAUGACGAUGAUGAUAUUUAUCUGAAAAAAUGUGUUCUGCAUAUUAAGUAGAUCUGAAUAAUCUUUCUACUUCAAAGAUCAGUUAUGGGUAUGUCUGUGUAAGAAUAACCAUCAAUCAGUUCUAUGAUUUUCUUUUCGUUAUACAUACCUAUUCCUUUAUUUGGAUUUAACUUUAAGUUGAACAUACGUUGUUUUUCAUAUCUUUGUAUAUCUUGUUUGCGGUGACUUGCGCACAUGUUAUGUUUGGCUAUGUAAAUAAAGCAAACUAAUGAA
Molecule: messenger RNA, 1558 nt
Organism: Branchiostoma floridae (Florida lancelet)
Lineage: Eukaryota; Metazoa; Chordata; Leptocardii; Amphioxiformes; Branchiostomatidae
Product: pectin acetylesterase 8-like
Exons: 5
Coding region: 284-1252 (322 amino acids)
Molecular function (GO): hydrolase activity
Source: RefSeq, a predicted model, not a curated record